GGGGGAAUUCGCACCCCCAGGAGAGGUACAGGGACAGGUACCUUGCGGCAGUGUGGCCUCCUGGAAUUUCUGCAGUCGCGUCUCCUUCACGUCGGCCAUCAAUUGCACGGGACUGCACAUCCACUCGCUUCCGCCAGACCAUCAGCAGCCUCGCCGGAUCUCACCACGCACGCCUACAACUCUCCACUCCAUUCCACCCCCCGCUUUGCCGCUUUGCGCGACCUGCACCUCCCGGAAACGCACGCUGCACAUAGCCCUUUCAUGAUAAGGCUAUAGCUGCCACCAUGUGGCCGAGCUCGCGGCCCCUAAGGCUGCACCACUGGGCGGCGACCACGCUCCAGCGCUCCCGGCCCGUCCAACCCAGCUGCAUCGCCACCCAACGCCGCAUCCUCUUCUCCACCACUCAAUGGCGUCUGCAAGAAGCUCCAGCGCAGCCUGCUGCUGCUUCCCAGCCCGCCGACGAGGUCAAAUCCAUCCCCUACGCCGACCUAACCAUCGGUGUGCCCACUGAAGUCCGCACGGGCGAGAAGCGCGUGGCCAUCACGCCGCAGAAUGCCGCCCUGCUGCUCAAAAAGGGCUUCAAGCAAGUCCUCGUCGAGCAAGGCGCGGGCUUCAACGCGGAGUUCUCCGCCCACGACUACGAGGAAGCCGGCGCGACGCUCGUCAACGCCGUGCGCGUCUGGACUGACAGUGACAUUGUGCUGAAAGUGCGCCCGCCGCGGCUGCGUAGUACUGCUGCCUCGCCGAAUAACUUCCUCACUGGCUUCAAGGAGGGCGGUGUCAUUAUUUCUAUCCUGCAGCCGAAUGUCGAUCGCAGCAAGCCGAUUGUUGAUGCUUAUGCGAAGAAGGGAUUGACCAGUUUCGCCAUGGAUAUGAUUCCCCGGAUCACGCGUGCUCAGAGCUUCGAUGUCUUGUCCUCUAUGGCGAACAUUGCCGGUUACAAGGCCGUGCUGGAGGCUAGCAAUGUCUUCGGCAGGUACAUGACUGGUCAGACUACCGCGGCGGGCAAAAUUCCUCCGUGCAAGGUGCUUGUCAUCGGAGCCGGCGUUGCAGGGCUGAGCGCCAUUGCCACCGCGAGACGCAUGGGAGCUAUUGUGAGAGGCUUCGACACUCGGUCCGCCGCACGAGAGCAGGUGCAAUCGCUCGGUGCCGAAUUCAUUGAAGUGGAUAUCAAGGAAGACGGCUCUGGCAGUGGUGGCUACGCGAAGCAAAUGUCCAAGGAGUUCCACGACGCGGAAAUCAAGCUCUUCACCGACCAGUGCAAGGAAGUCGACAUCAUCAUCACCACCGCGCUCAUCCCCGGGCGUCCUGCGCCGACUCUCAUCACGGAGGAAAUGGUCGCUCAUAUGAAGCCUGGCUCCGUCAUUGUUGAUCUUGCGGCCGAAGCGGGCGGGAACUGCGAAAUCACCGUCCCCAAUCAACUCAUCACCCACAAAGGUGUUACUGUCAUUGGCUACACGGACUUACCAUCUCGCCUGGCGACGCAAUCUUCGACACUCUACUCCAACAACAUCACCAAGUUCCUCCUCUCCAUGUCGCCCAAGGACAAGCAUUUCGGCAUGGACUUGAACGACGAGGUCGUGCGGCGCUCCAUCGUCACCUACAACGGCGAACUCCUCCCAGCACUCCCACCGCUUGCGCCUCCCGCGCCCGCAAAACCAAAAGCCGAAGCUGUACAGACUGAAGUCGUCGCGCUCACGCCCUGGCAGAAAGCGACGCGCGAAGUCGCCACCAUCACCGGAGCCAUGACCACCGCGCUCACCCUCGGAAAGUUCACCGGCCCCAUCUUCAUGGGCAAUCUCUUCACUUUCUCGCUCGCUGGCAUGAUCGGCUACCGCGUCGUCUGGGGCGUGGCACCCGCUUUGCAUAGCCCGUUGAUGUCCGUGACAAACGCCAUCAGCGGUAUGGUGGGUAUCGGCGGCUUCUUCAUCAUGGGCGGUGGCUAUCUCCCGCAGACCAUCCCGCAAACUCUCGGUGCGCUGUCGGUGCUGCUCGCGUUCGUCAACGUAUCCGGUGGCUUUGUCAUUACCAAACGCAUGCUGGACAUGUUUCGACGACCUACGGAUCCGCCUGAGUACCCCUGGCUCUACGCCGUCCCGGGUGUGCUGUUUGGUGGAGGGUAUCUGGUGGCUGCGAGCACAGGCAUGGCUGGGUUGGUGCAGGCGGGUUACUUGGCGAGUAGUCUGCUGUGCAUUGGCUCAUUGUCCGGCCUGGGUUCCCAAGCUACUGCCCGCACGGGUAACUUGAUGGGUAUUCUCGGUGUGGGAUCUGGUGUGCUUGCAUCUUUAUCUGCUGUCGGCUUUGCGCCGGCGACACUCGUCCAAUGUCUGAGUGUGGCGGGUAUUGGUAGCGUGAUUGGCGGCCUCAUCGGCCGUCGCAUCACUCCCACCGAACUGCCCCAAAUGGUGGCCGCCCUCCACUCAGUUGUCGGUCUUGCGGCCGUCUUGACCAGCAUCGGCUCUGUCAUGGCCGCCGUGCACCACGCCGACAUCGACAUGCUGCACCUGGUGACCGGCUACCUCGGCGUGCUCAUCGGCGGCGUCACCUUCACCGGCUCCAUCGUGGCCUUCAUGAAGCUCGCCGGCAAGAUGUCGUCGCGCGCCACCAUCCUCCCCGGCCGCCACCUCAUCAACGGCGGCAUGCUCGCCGCAAACGUCGGCACCUUCGGCGCCUUCCUCGCCCUCGCGCCCGGCGCGCCCGCCAUCGCCGCCACCUGCCUCGCGGCCAACACCGCCCUCAGUUUCGCAAAGGGCUUCACCACCACCUCCGCCAUCGGCGGCGCCGACAUGCCCGUCGUCAUCACCGUGCUGAACGCCUACUCCGGCUUCGCCCUCGUCGCAGAGGGCUUCAUGCUCAACUCCCCCAUCCUCACCACCGUCGGCUCUCUCAUCGGCGUCUCGGGCUCCAUCCUUUCAUACAUCAUGUGCGUCGCCAUGAACCGCAGCCUGACGAACGUCCUCUUCGGCGGCAUCGCAGCCCCCACACCCUCCACGGAGACGAAAAUCGAAGGCGAAAUGACCAAAACGACCAUCGACGAAACCGUCGAGAUGCUGCGCAACGCGCAGAAGGUCGUCAUCGUCGUCGGGUACGGCAUGGCCGUCGCCAAAGCCCAGUACCCCAUCGCGGCCAUGGUCGCCGACCUCCGCGCCGAAGGCAUCGAAGUGAAGUUCGCGAUUCACCCCGUCGCCGGCCGCAUGCCGGGGCAGUGCAACGUGUUGCUUGCGGAGGCGUCGGUGCCGUACGAUAUUGUGUUGGAGAUGGACGAGAUGAAUGAAGAGGGCUUCGAGGAUGUGGAUGUCACGCUGGUGAUUGGCGCAAAUGAUACUGUGAACCCGAUUGCGUUGGAGAAGGACAGCCCCAUCGCCGGCAUGCCCAUCAUCGAGGCCUACAAGAGCAAACAGACGAUUGUCAUGAAGCGAGGCAUGGGCUCGGGCUACGCGGACAUUCCUAACCCGCUCUUCUACGCGCCGACCACGAAGAUGCUGUUCGGCGACGCGAAGCAGUCGUGUGAUGCUAUCAAGGCUGCUUUGGAUGCUGCGAAAUAGGUUUGCUCGCUCAAGGUCGCUGCUGCUGCUGUGCUUUCAAUUCUAAAAUGGAGGGAAGUUGAGGGGACUGGGGUGGGUGCAUUUGCUGCAUUUGGUAGAUUGGGAGUUACAUAAAAAUCGAAGGCGUGUUGUUCUCAUCGGC
Neohortaea acidophila is the source of this 3687-nucleotide messenger RNA. Its product is annotated as NAD(P) transhydrogenase beta subunit-domain-containing protein. Gene Ontology annotation, molecular function: NADP binding; NAD binding. Lineage: Eukaryota; Fungi; Ascomycota; Dothideomycetes; Mycosphaerellales; Teratosphaeriaceae. Gene Ontology annotation, cellular component: mitochondrial inner membrane. Gene Ontology annotation, biological process: NADPH regeneration; proton transmembrane transport. The transcript is spliced from 3 exons. The record is from RefSeq and is a predicted model, not a curated record. The coding region runs from base 285 to 3545 and encodes 1086 amino acids.